UGGUUAUUUAUAUGCAUGGAGGUUAGGUUGUGGCUAGAGUUUCAGCAGCUUGCUGAACCAUUGGUCUGGAGUGGGACUCCGUUCCAAUUUCAUAAAGAGAAAUGCAGAGUUUUGCUGACCCAUCAUAGAAACCCAUUAAAACCCUCAGAGCAUUUCAGUUGCCUGUCCCAGUCCCAAGCGUGUGUCCUGCUUGAUCGCCAGCUUUCUUUAAUAGACCCCUUUGGAAAGAAACAAGAGUCUAAGAUGUCUGAGAAAAAAAUGUCAUCGAGUCGCAAGCAUCAUCUGAAGAGCGUGAUGCUCCAGAUUGCUAAGGACUUGCUAGAGGCAGAGGCCAUAGAGGUAGUGGAAGAGAAAAAAAGGUACAUGAAUGAGAACUGCCCCGCAUUGGACCUGCCUGGGUCAUUGGGGGAACUGCAGGAAAUGUGCAAGACAAUCCAUCACCAGCUUGAUAAAGUGGAUGAGGAGAGAUACGACCUGGCAGGCAAAGUGGGCAAGUGUGACAAAGAGAUUGAUGAUUUGAGGAUUAAAGUGGUUGAGCUCCAGGGCAUUAAGAAGCCAGCUCUGAAGAAAGUGCGUAUGUCUGCUGAUGCUAUGCUCCAGGCUCUGCUGGGCUCCAAGCACAAGGUGACCAUGGAUCUGAGAUCCAACCUGAAACAAGUGAAGAAGGAAGUCAAAGAGGAUGAAAAAGAUACAGUUGGAGACUGGCGUAAGAACAUUGACGACAAGGCCGGCAUGGACGGCAGGAAGAAGAUGUUUGAGGCCGCAUAAACGCUAUGGCAAGACCAUUUCACCUGCUUUUCUCUGUGUCUUAAUAAAUCAGUUGUCAGCCAUGGCCGUCUUUUGUGUUGGAUAUAUAAGGUGGUAUUGUGGUUAAGUCAGAGGUGGAUUUGUAUGAUCUUGUUAUCGAUUUCACUGAUUCCUUUUUGUCCAUAUACGCCAGACCCAGGUAAUUACCUUACAGCAACUUGAACACAUUUUGAAAAGCACUUACUGUAUAUGAAAUAAAUAUUUCAACAUUUA
Molecule: messenger RNA, 1020 nt
Organism: Salmo salar (Atlantic salmon)
Lineage: Eukaryota; Metazoa; Chordata; Actinopteri; Salmoniformes; Salmonidae
Product: troponin I, fast skeletal muscle
Biological process (GO): skeletal muscle contraction; cardiac muscle contraction
Cellular component (GO): troponin complex
Source: RefSeq, a predicted model, not a curated record